Molecule: messenger RNA, 2036 nt
Organism: Monodelphis domestica (gray short-tailed opossum)
Lineage: Eukaryota; Metazoa; Chordata; Mammalia; Didelphimorphia; Didelphidae
Gene: COXFA4L2
Product: cytochrome c oxidase hypoxia associated subunit FA4L2
Cellular component (GO): respiratory chain complex IV
Source: RefSeq, a predicted model, not a curated record
GGCGGGCUGGCGCGGGUCUGGAGGGUGGUAGGGAUCCCUGGCGAAAAGGGAUUAUUGGAGAGCACACUGCCGACCUUCGGGGCAUGAUCCCUGGCUCCAAUGGGGGAAGCCCAUAGCAGAAUGUUCCCUAACAGCCAGCCAACCCGGACUGAGGCGUCUGUCUAUCCCCGGCUGCAAGGGCCAUCUGCAAGGAACACGCAGAGCCUGGAGGGAAGGGUGUCUCUCUGCCCGUCCCCCCGCCCCAGCACUCGCCCAUGGGUGGCCUGCUGCCAGCCAGAGACAAAGCUGUUGUCCUUAGGUGUCUCUGGCCCCAUUCGUGCCCGUUUCCCUCUAAGCUUGUGUCUACUUCCCAGGUGCUAGUGUGAAUUCUUGCCCCUGGGCUCCCUCCCCCCUCCUGCCUUCCCGAUCUCUCCGCAGGGCCGCCUUUCUUCUCCCUCCUCUGUUAGUGACUUCCUCCUCUCCCUCCCCAUCAUCUUCACUAAAGUACGAGAAUGGCCGGUUCUCGUCGCUGCCCGAUCCCUGGCCCUGGAGAAGAGGCUGCUUCCGAUCCUUAAACUGAAGCUGGCCCCGAGGCCGCCCCGGAUUUCGCAUCCGGACCCCGCCGGACCCCAGCUAGCCUUCGAGUGGGACUCUCCGGAAUCUCUACUUUCUGGGACUCAGUCCUCUGAAAGAAGUUUCCCGUUGCCACUCUCGGGCAGCCCCCUGCCCACUAAGUUCUUAGGACGGGGUUCGGAAAGUUUGGAAGGAGAAGGAAGCUCUGCUCUGGUGCCUAUGUUGCCGCGCAAUUACUUUAACGAAUGGGAUGGGGGCCCCAUUCCAGCGUCCUAAGGCGGGUGCAAGGGGAGCUAAGCCGCGGACUGGAGGUGGGGGGAGGCGUGGUCCCCAGCCUUCCAAGGCUUGAAGCUCUCCAAAGCCUUUCCGUGCCCUGCCGCUGGUGUCCGGACCUUGUCAUGGACCUCCCGCCUGGGCUUCAGUUCUGGGCAGUCUCGGCUACUGCUGGCCCAGAGGCCCACCUUCUGCCCCCCAGAGAGUCUCAGCCUGGGGUCCAGGACCCUCGGGAGUCCCUGGGGAGAUUUCAAGAGGUCGUACUCGGAGGGGAAAGCAAGUCCGCCAUUAUUGUCAGUUUGGGAUGAAAAAGCCCCAAGCCUUGUUCUGAGAAGGGACGCCUGGGUUUCUCCAGCUGUCAAAGGGGGACAGGACAUAAAACAAGGGGAGACCCCAGAUCUUGUGUACUGGGUCCGUCCGAAGCUGGGGCUGACGCAGGCAGAAACCCCUGGAUUCCAGCCUCAACCUAUCUCCGCCCCAGUGCCACCUCCUCCUGUCGGUUUUCCCGGCUCAAAAACAGGGAUAUCCUGUCCUCCACCCCAACUUCUUCCUAGUCCCCCAAACUCAAAAAUAGUCCGUCGGCAGGCGGGGGAAGGCUUCAGGAGGGUCGUCGCCCCAUUGCUCAGACUGGACGCUGCAGGGGAAGGGCGGGAAGGGCAGUUCCCUGGCGACGCCAGCCCCCAAGCCCUUCUCCAAGCUUAGCUCCAGUUCCUCGCGGGAGGAGAGGAGGCGAAGUGGAGGGGGUGGAGGCGCACUCGGGGCUGGGCUGAACUGACCCCUCCCAGAGCCCUGGGCGAACAGGGUGGGGGAGAGGUGGGGACCCAAGAGGCGAGAGUGGAAGCGGAGGAGAAGGACCACACCGGCGACCGCUGAAGCAACAUGUUGGCAACCAAAUUUUGGGACCGUUUCAUCAGACAGGUCAAGAGAAACCCCGGACUCAUCCCACUGAUCAGCUUCAUUGGCCUGGGGAUGGGCAGCGCUGCCCUUUACCUGCUUAGACUUGCCCUACGCAGCCCCGAUGUCAGCUGGGACAGGAAGAACAAUCCCGAACCCUGGAACCGCCUGAGCCCCAAUGACCAGUACAAGUUCCUGGCCGUUUCCAUGGACUACAAGAAACUGAAGAAGGACCGGCCCGACUUCUGAAGUGGGAGCGCAGGAGGGAGGGGCAGCAGCCGGGGGCUCCAUUCUAAUAAAACACCCCGAAAGGCCAA